Symbiodinium pilosum is the source of this 1212-nucleotide messenger RNA. The record is from the annotation of a GenBank genome assembly. NCBI's taxonomy places the organism in Eukaryota, Dinophyceae, Suessiales, Symbiodiniaceae.
GCCACCGAUGAGGAGCUUGAGAAGGGAUGUUGGCAGAAAGCGCUUGAGAAAUGGUAUGUUGCGGUUUCCUUAGUGGGUGCCUCUAUAGUGGGGUUGGAUGCGAAGGAAGGGAUGCUAUCGCUGCGUGAGCUCUUCGGAAAGAAAAGCCAUUCUACCGUGGACAAGCGGGGGUCAUCCCUCUUGAAGUAUCUCAAGUUCAUGCACGAGUAUCAUCCGCACAGGCCUGCGUUUCCCUUGAGUACUUCCAGCACGGACCUGUGCAUCAGACACCUCAAGGCCACCAAUGCCAAAGCAAGUCAGGUGUCUUCCUUUGUGGAAGCGGUGCGUUUCGCCGUGUAUGUGGUGGGGGUUAGUGCCGAUGACUCGGGUUCAGGUAAGCUCUUCAGCCCAUGGGCCCUCGGGUUUCAGGGUCUGCUUCUAGCCGGGAAGGAUGAAAGGUGCCCAUCGCUUGUCCUUACGGUCCGGCAAGUUGAGGUCCUUGAAGAGUCUUUGUGGGACGAGGAGCUUGGGAUCAGCGACAUAAGGAAAGUUCAUGGAUUCAUCAUUGACGUUGUGACGGAGGGAGGAGUGGCCGUAGGUUUCCUGGAGUGUGCCACCAGGUCGGUUCCCUGGGGCUUGCAGUUCAUCAAAAUUGCUGAGGAAGUUGGCCUCCCGUUCAGCAGCAGGGACAAGGGUGGACAGGCACUGUCAGAUGCACCUGGGGGUCGCACGGAUAGUGAGCAUGAGUACUACGCCCCCAUGGCUGAGUCGCCAUUGCCCAAGGCGCAGAGUUUCUUGGAGGAAGUGUUGCCUUCCCCCAGUGAGGACAAUGCCGAGGCCCCUCAAGCAGCAGGCAUAGGUGGCAGUCAUUCCGAAAGAGGCACGGGAUCUUCCUCUAGUUCAUCCUCCAGUGAGACUGAGGUCAGCGAUGGGGAGCAAGACUGGGUAGGAGACUUAUGCCCAGAGUUGUCCAAGGUGGUGCCCACGGCAAAGCCAGUGGAGCCAGACUUGGAGUUUUGGAAGCACCCAAAGACCUUGACCAUUCACUCCUUUGCCGCAGGUUCCCUGAAGAAUAAUUUUUCUUGUGGACGAAAGCACACUUCGGACUAUGUGCGCAUCACAGAAAGCGCAUUUUUGUCUUCCAGGUUGUGCGAGGUUUGCAGAAAGAGCAAGCCUUUGCGAGAUGUUGGAGCACUGACCUCCAUGAUUGACGAAGGUCUUCGGUCUCGGUAG